UGAGCCCACCAGAGCCAGCACUGGAGGUGAAACAUGACCAGCGUGCAGUCCAGUGAAGGCACCAUCCCUGUGCUGGGACAGAAGCUCUUCUACCGGGAGGCUUGGCCUGGUGGUGGGCAGAACUCUCGUCUCUCCGUGCUCCUACUCCAUGGCAUCCGCUUCUCCUCUGAGACUUGGCUUAAGCUGGGAACGCUGGACACACUGGCCCAGGCUGGCUACCGGGCUGUGGGCAUUGAUCUGCCAGGUCUAGGCCAGUCCAAGGAGGCAUCAGCCCCCACCUCCAUUGGAGAGCCGGCCCCCAGCAGCUUUCUGCAGGCUGUGCUGGAGGCUCUGGAGAUGGGUCCCACUGCUCUGGUCAGCCCAUCUCUGAGUGGAAUGUAUUCAUUGCCCUUCCUCAUAGCACCUAGCUCCCAGCUCCGUGGCUACGUGCCUGUUGCCCCAAUCUGCACAGAUAAAAUCAGCGCCUCUGACUAUGGCCGUGUUAAGACUCCCACACUGAUCAUGUAUGGGGACCAGGAUCCUAUGGGGGAGUCAAGCCUCAAGGACCUGCAGCAACUACCUAACCACAAGGUGAUGGUGAUGGCGGGUGCGGGACACCCCUGCUACCUGGACAAGCCGGAUGAUUGGCACUCGGGGCUCCUGGAUUUCCUGAAUGGGCUAUCGUAA
Messenger RNA from Gracilinanus agilis (Agile Gracile Mouse Opossum), 666 nucleotides. RefSeq names its product protein ABHD14B-like. The transcript has a single exon. The coding region runs from base 34 to 666 and encodes 210 amino acids. Lineage: Eukaryota; Metazoa; Chordata; Mammalia; Didelphimorphia; Didelphidae. The record is from RefSeq and is a predicted model, not a curated record. Gene Ontology annotation, cellular component: cytoplasm.